Molecule: messenger RNA, 3008 nt
Organism: Zonotrichia leucophrys gambelii
Lineage: Eukaryota; Metazoa; Chordata; Aves; Passeriformes; Passerellidae
Gene: KCNJ10
Product: potassium inwardly rectifying channel subfamily J member 10
Exons: 3
Coding region: 145-1284 (379 amino acids)
Biological process (GO): potassium ion import across plasma membrane; regulation of monoatomic ion transmembrane transport
Cellular component (GO): plasma membrane
Molecular function (GO): inward rectifier potassium channel activity
Source: RefSeq, a predicted model, not a curated record
ACCCCCGGCCCGCCCCCGGCGGCUCCUCCCCGGUUCCGCGGGGGGAGGGGGUGCCCGUCCCGCCGCCGCGGCCCCGCCGAGCCAUAAAGCCCAUGGGGAGCCGGCCGGGCUGAGCACGGCGGGACCCGCGACCCCCCCAGCAAGAUGACGUCCUCCACCAAGGUGUACUACAGCCAGACCACGCAGACCGACAGCCGCCCCCUGAUGGGGCCGGGGCUGCGGCGGCGCCGGGUGCUGACCAAGGACGGCCGCAGCAACGUGCGCAUGGAGCACAUCUCAGACAAGCGCUUCCUGUACCUCAAGGACCUGUGGACCACCUUCAUCGACCUCCAGUGGCGCUACAAGCUCCUGCUCUUCUCCGCCACCUUUGCCGGCACCUGGUUCGCCUUCGGCGUGGUGUGGUACCUGGUGGCGGCGGCGCACGGCGACCUGCUGGAGUUCGAGCCGCCGGCCAACCACACGCCGUGCGUGAUGCAGGUGCACACGCUGACCGGCGCCUUCCUCUUCUCCCUCGAGUCGCAGACCACCAUCGGCUACGGCUUCCGCUACAUCAGCGAGGAGUGCCCGCUGGCCAUCGUGCUGCUCAUCACCCAGCUGGUGCUCACCACCAUCCUGGAGAUCUUCAUCACCGGCACCUUCCUGGCCAAGAUCGCGCGGCCCAAGAAGCGCGCCGAGACCAUCAAGUUCAGCCAGAACGCCGUGGUGGCGCAGCACGACGGCAAGACCUGCCUGAUGAUCCGCGUGGCCAACAUGAGGAAGAGCCUCCUGAUCGGCUGCCAGGUCACCGGCAAGCUGCUGCAGACCCACCUGACCAAGGAGGGCGAGAGCGUGCGCCUCAACCAGCUCAACGUGGACUUCCAGGUGGACACGUCCUCGGACAGCCCCUUCCUCAUCCUCCCGCUGACCUUCUACCACGUGGUGGACGAGGCCAGCCCGCUGCGGGACGUGUCCCUGCGCUCGGGCGACGGCGACUUCGAGCUGGUGGUCAUCCUGAGCGGCACCGUGGAGUCCACCAGCGCCACGUGCCAGGUGCGCACGUCCUACCUGCCCGAGGAGAUCCUGUGGGGCUACGAGUUCACGCCGGCCAUCUCGCUGUCGGCCAGCGGCAAGUACGUGGCCGACUUCAGCCUCUUCGACCGCGUGGUGAAGGUGGCGGCGCCGUGCUGUCACCACGAGGCCGUGCGGUUCGGGGACCCCGAGAAGGUCAAGCUGGAGGAGUCGCUGCGCGAGGCCGAGCGGGACGGGGAGGGGGCCCCGCUCAGCGUCCGCAUCAGCAACGUCUGAGGUGGGGACACGGAGGUGACAUCGGAGCCGGGGCCAGGGGUGGCCAGGGGUGGUGGUGGAGCGAGGGGGUGGUGGCAGAUGGUGGAGGUGGUGCUGUGGCUGGAGGUGGCAGCAGGGGCAGGGGGUGCCAGCAUCUGGGGGUGUCACCAGAUUCAAGGGGACACCAACAUCUGGAGGUGUCACCAGCGCUGGAGGUGCCACCAGCCCCAAAGCGACACCAACAUCUGAGGGUGUCACCAGAUUCAAGGGGACACCAACAUCUGGAGGUGCUGCCAGGUUCAGGGGAACACCAGCAUCUGGGGGUGUCACCAGCACUGGAAGUGCCACCAGCCCCAAAGGGACAUCAACAUCUGGGGGUGUCACUGAUUCAAUGGGACACCAACAUCUGGAGUGUCUCCAACAACUGGAGGUGCCACCAGCCCUAAAGGGACACCAACAACUGGAGGUGUCACCAGCCCUGGAGGUGCCACCAGCUCCAAAGGGACACCAACAUCACCAACAUCUGGAGGUGUCAUUGAUACAAGGGGACACCAAUAUCUGGAGGUGCCACCAGCCCUGGAGGUGCCAUCAAGUCUAGAGGCGUCACCAAUGCCUGGAAGUGUCACCAACAUCUGGAGGUGCCACCAGUCCCAAAAUGCCACCAGUCUCUAAAAGUGUCACCAACACCUAGAAGAGCCACCAGCCAAGAUUCCACCAGUGCCUGGAAGUGUCACUAAGCCCUGGAGGUGCCACCAUCUGGAGGUGCCACCAUGCCUGGAGGUGCCACCAGCCCCAGAGUGCCACCAAGCCCUGGAGAUGCCACAAGCCCUAAGAUGGCACCAGUCCCCGGAGUGACACCAAGCCCUGGUGCCCCAAAGUGCCACCAACCCCUGAAGGUGCCACCAACCCCUGGAGGUGCCACCAGUCCCAAGGUGUCACCAACCCCUGGAGUGUCACCAGCCCCUGGAGGUGCCACCAAGCCCUGGAGUGUCACCAUGCCUGGAGAUGACACCAGCCCCAAAGUGCUACCAACCCCUUGAGGUGCCACCAGCCCCAAAGUGCCACCAACCCCUUGAGGUGCCACCACCCCUGGAGUCUCCUGAAGUGUCACCAACCCCUGGAGGUGCCACCAGCCCCAAAGUGCCACCACCUCUGGAGGUGCCACCACCCCCUGGAGUGUCACCAACCCCUGGAGGUGCCACCAACUCCUGGAGGUGCCACCAGCCCCAAAGUGCCACCAAUGCCUAGAAUUGCCACCAACCCAUGGAGGUGCCACCAGCCCCAAAGUGCCACCACCUCUGGAGGUGCCACCAAUCCCUGGAGGUGUCACCUACCCUUGGAGGUGCCACCACCCCCAGGACGCCGCUGCUCCCCCCCCCGCCAGGGGAAACUGAGGCGGGAGCCCCCUCCCCGCCCCCCCCAAGCGCUGGAGCCCCUCCCUGUCCCCCCCCCCCACUCCGGGCGGUGUCGGGGGGUCCCCCCGGGGGUGUCACCGAUAAUCGAGGCCACCGUGUCCCCUCCCCCCCCCGCCCGUCGCUGCUGCUUAACGUAGACCCCGCCAUUAACGCGGCCCCCCCGCGCCGGGGCAAUUAGUGCCACUAAUUAAAGGUGUCGGUAAUGAGGAAGGAGCGGGACCCCCCCCCGACCAAAACCGCCCCUCCCCCAUCCCUUGGGGGGGGGGCCCGAGCUCGGUUAGGGGGCGGGGGGGGAGGGGCAGGAGUUCAAUAAAGGUGACGUCGAUGGUG